CAGAAACGUCAGAUCUGACGUUUACUCAUAUUUUGACAAGUAAAUUUUUCAUUUGUGUUUACAUUUUUCUUAAAAAUUUACGGUUUAAAAUAAUGUUAUAUAUGCCACCUAGUUAAACAGCAAAUUUACAAAAAUAGUCCUGACAAUUUUCAGAUUGUUCCAAAAAUUAACUUGGCAGAAUGGCAGGAAUAAAAUGCUUGUGACUCUUGCUUUUACUGGUUCUAUAGGGAUGGCUUUUGUUAUUAUGGCCUGUGCCCUUCCCAAAUACGCACUUUGGUGGCCUUUUUUCGUGGUUCUUUUCUACAUAUUGGCUCCAAUUCCAACACUUAUCGCACGUAGAUAUUCCGAUCAUUCAGGUUCAAGCAAUUCUUGCUUGGAAUCAGCCAUAUUCAUUACCGUAGGCAUUCUGGUAUGUUCAUUUGCACUGCCUAUAGUCUUAGCUCGUGGAGAUGUAAUCCAGUGGGGCUCUUGUUACCUCACAUUGGUGGGAAAUGUUAUAGUGUACGGCACACUGAUCGGCUUCUUUCUGGCUUUUGAGGCAGACGAUUCUGAUUAUAAUAUGUGGUGAGAUGGUGUAUGUGCUAGUUAGAUUUUGAGAAAGAUGCUCAGCAUUUAGAGCAAAGGUCACAGAGACAGACAAUACACUUAUUAUUUAUUCAUGGUUUUAACAAAAAAAUAAAUAGCAAGUUAUAUGUGAUUUUACUAAGUUCUAAUCUUAACAAAAUAAGGUUAAUUCUCGCAUUGGAAUCUGAUUUUUGUUGACUGUAUUUACAUGUAUUAAUACAAUAUAUUUUACGAUAAGGUUUA
Molecule: messenger RNA, 807 nt
Organism: Sitophilus oryzae (rice weevil)
Lineage: Eukaryota; Metazoa; Arthropoda; Insecta; Coleoptera; Curculionidae
Product: leptin receptor gene-related protein
Exons: 3
Coding region: 194-568 (124 amino acids)
Biological process (GO): late endosome to vacuole transport via multivesicular body sorting pathway
Cellular component (GO): endosome
Source: RefSeq, a predicted model, not a curated record